Molecule: messenger RNA, 1850 nt
Organism: Beta vulgaris subsp. vulgaris (sugar beet)
Lineage: Eukaryota; Viridiplantae; Streptophyta; Magnoliopsida; Caryophyllales; Amaranthaceae
Product: pollen allergen Che a 1
Exons: 2
Coding region: 1004-1513 (169 amino acids)
Source: RefSeq, a predicted model, not a curated record
GAAGUGUUGAAAUGUUAAAUACUCAUAUCGGAGUGUUGAGUAUCCAACAUAGGUGCUUGAGGAAGAGUCCAAGUGACAAUAUUCGUCACCAGGAAUUCGAAUAUUUCAUAGAUGAAUCAAGUACGACCAUUCAUGAGAUAAUAUUUUGCUAGCUCUGCUUCUUUUUCAAUUUUUUGACAUUGGCUAAAUGGAUGGAAUUAGAUAGGGAUACAAAAAGGAAACAACUACUAACUGCGUUAUUGAAAGUAAUUAAGGACCAACACUAAUAUGAGCUAAUAUGAGAUUUUUUUAGGCUCUUAAAGUCUUAAAACUAAUUUGAACACGACUACUCGACUAGAGAGCAAUACCGACAAUUUUCAUUUGGCAAAGCAACCUGUUAUAUAUUCGGGUGCACCUCUAAUUCUUUCUCUUUUCAUUGGGUUGUUCAAUCUCGAUUCAUAUAUUUGUUAAAACAUAACAUUGAUAAUGUUUUUUGCUAUAAAAGUAGUGUACAUCAUGACGAAUCCAAUAAUAUUUUACAUAAUCACAUUUAUUUUUGUACUUUUUGAGUAAAUUUUUUUUUGUCAAUGUGGGUAUAUGAAGAGAGUAAAAAUUGAAGUGUAACAACUGAAAAUUCGGAGCGAAUUCAUAUUAAAUCUUUUGUUGCUUCUUGGAGGGUCUGUUAAGUUAUUGCUAUAUUUGGAUUUGUUUUAUCUGGCUGCUGAGGUGAUGAAGGGGAGCCAAAGAAUGACAUUUACUAACAUUUGUGAACCUCCUUGUUUUAAGUGAAUUAGGGGAUAAAAUGAACCAAUCAAACCAUGCAAAAGAUUUCCAAAAUUAGUCUAUGACUAGAUAUUACCUUUAACUAUAAUAAGACAGCUAAAUCUUCUAAAAAAAACCAUCUCUUUCCCUUCUUUAUAAACUUAAGAACAUCCUCACACAUUUUUCCUAAGCACCCUCUUUUAGGAACUUUAAGAAAAAUCUUUGUUCCUUAUCAAUUUGGUUCACAAGAAGUACUAAAGAAAUGGCUAGAGUUCAAACUAUUUUUCUCUUGGCCGGCGUUCUGUCCGUCCUCUCUUUGGCCGGCGUUGCUUACGCCGCAACCAACCACUUCAAAGUCCAGGGAAUGGUGUACUGUGACACCUGCCGCAUUCAGUUCAUCACCCGCGUUAGCACAAUGAUGGAGGGUGCAACUGUGAGGUUGGAGUGCAGGAACAUUACUGCAGGAACUGAGACCUUCAAAUCUGAAGCUAUCACUGACAAGCUAGGAAUGUACAGCAUCAAUGUAGAUGGUGAUUACGAGGACGAUAUCUGUGAGAUUGUAUUGGCGAAGAGCUCGAACAACGAGUGCACUGACAUCUCUCAUGAUGUUUAUGCAAAGCAAGCUGCUAAGGUUAGUCUAACAUCCAACAAUGGUGAAUCUUCUGAUGUUCGCAGCGCCAACGCUCUUGGGUUUAUGAGGAAGACACCCCUUCCAGAGUGUCCAGAGGUUCUUAAGGAGUUGGAUCUGUAUGAUGUUCCAGCAGCUAAUUAAGUAUUUAUUCAUGUGAGAAAACUUUUCAUGUUCAAUACUUUUUUUUUUCUUUUUUUCAAGCUUAAAUGUACUACCAGAAUAAGCAUAUAUGACAUUUGAAAAAACAAAAACAAAGGAGGGUGUGAGGCACAAAAAGAUCUAAGUUAUAUAGAGCUAAAAAUUAUUCAUUUUUGUUUUGCAAAUUUAAAACUAGCCUUAUUGUAAUGGGAGUUUAUUGUGAGCAUGGGCUAGUGUUUGUUGGUUUUUCUUUGCACCCUUUUGUGUUUGAUAUUGAGGUUCAAAUAUGUAAUGUCAGUUUGCUCAUUUUGGAUGAAUGUGGAUGUAAGCUUUUGUAUUA